GGAAGGCGAUUCCGCGAAAUCCGCAGUCGUUAAACCCUAGAAUCAGUAAUCACCAAAACUUGAAAAACCCCAAAACCGAAGAACUGGAAAUUGACGCGCGCAAAAAUGGCUCGCUUGAUUCGAACAGCUCAAAGAAUACUUCUCUGUAAUUCUUCCAAAAGCUUAUUGCACGGUGGUGUCCGAUCACCGGCCGUCGCCUCAACUUCGUUUGUCCAGUCCAGAUCUUACGCUUCCGAAGUCAUUUCCAAAUCGCCUUUCGAAGCUAACAUUCUCAGAAUCCUCCGGAACGAGAUCCAGUACCAGUCGGAAUACGCUCCACCGCAUCAUCCUGCUGCCAAGUUCAAUUCGUUUACUGUACAAGAUCGACCUGGCGAGCAGUAUAUUACAAUGAGGGGGAAGUAUGGUGACAAUGAAGACAUUAAAAUUGAUGUUACUAUGUUUGAUGGUUGUGCAUAUGUUCCAAAACCUGGAGAAGAUAGUACCGGCGAAGAUGUGCAUCUCCACAUUAGCUUGUUGGUUGAUAUUUCCAAGGGGCAGGAUCGUGAGGAAUUAGAGUUUUUGUGCUCAGCAUGGCCUGAUUCUUUGGAAAUUCAGAAAGUUUACUUUCUCAGGCGUGAAAAGAUGAUCGCUGGGCCUUACAUGGGACCUAAUUUCAGGGAUUUGAAUGUGAAGCUUCAGAAGACACUUCGUGAAUAUUUAGAAGCAAGGGGGGUAAAUGAUGAGCUCUCUGUUUUCUUGCACGAGUAUAUGAAGAACAAGGAUAGAAUUGAACUUAUCCAAUGGUUGAGUACUGUCAAGUCAUUUGUGGAAAAAUAGUUGCAAAACUUAUAUUUUCUAAUUUUUGGAUUUAUUGAUUUGAAGAUAUUAAUCUCCUAGAGGGAUGGACAUUGUUAUGCUCCUCGUGCAUGAUUUUUAUACAUAUAUUCAAUUUGAUGCCCGGCUGAAUAUAUGAUGGCCUUGGAUAAUAACGCUCGUUAACAAAAGUGGAUGAAUUAUGAAGGUAAUCUCUAGGCAAAUAUUUGGUGAUGUCUAUUGUAUCUCGAAGUCUCUAUGAGAGAGAAGUAAGCAGCUAGCUAAUGUCAGGCCUGUCAUUGCCCUGUUUGCUAUGAGAUUGCUUCAUGGAUGCUCGUGGCUUGGGCAAAGCUUAGAGAAUAAAACAUUUUGGCAUAAAUCUGUAGUACCCUGCCAUGGCGUAGGACAUGAUUCAACUUCCUUUUCCUUUCCUUAAUUGGAAGCUCUUCCAUUUGCAAUCUCAAGUAAUCUUGUGAAAGCACUUCCAAAUUAUGUACAAUCUGAUAUACAGCAUUUAUCAGUGGUUAUGUUAGAAGUUUGGACUGUAUGGUAAUAGAUCAUAUUUAGAAAUUUACGCUCAUUUUCUUAUUCACUUUUGGUGUGAAUGGAGCAGUUUAUCUACUACCUUUUCUCUGAAUGAUAUCUACUGCGUUGCUGAAACUCUUGGGGGAAGAAAGUAGACUGUGGUUGCUGUAUUGUUUUGAUGUAGCUUACAGAAAAGAAAGCAUAACCUACUAAGCUUAUUCGGUGUGCUGACUCAUGUUUUAAAUGUUCAUAGUGAGCUAAUCCUAUAUGCAGAGCACAAUCACAAGGCAGAUCACCAAGGAAAUUGGAAGAAAUAUAUCACUAUGAAUAGUAAGGUCAUAAGGCUUGUGAAAGUCCAUCACCAUCUGCAGGUACACUAUUAUGCAUUUGGUGGAGAUUGGAGAGAGAAAAUGAAUUGUUUAUACACAC
Molecule: messenger RNA, 1746 nt
Organism: Rubroshorea leprosula
Lineage: Eukaryota; Viridiplantae; Streptophyta; Magnoliopsida; Malvales; Dipterocarpaceae
Source: the annotation of a GenBank genome assembly